Messenger RNA from Homarus americanus (American lobster), 721 nucleotides. RefSeq names its product RNA cytidine acetyltransferase-like. NCBI's taxonomy places the organism in Eukaryota, Metazoa, Arthropoda, Malacostraca, Decapoda, Nephropidae. The record is from RefSeq and is a predicted model, not a curated record. The transcript is spliced from 4 exons. Gene Ontology annotation, molecular function: 18S rRNA cytidine N-acetyltransferase activity; tRNA binding. Bases 23 to 721 code for a protein of 232 amino acids. Gene Ontology annotation, cellular component: 90S preribosome; nucleolus. Gene Ontology annotation, biological process: rRNA acetylation involved in maturation of SSU-rRNA.
UUAGGUUGUGUUUUUGCACCAUAUGUUGUCCAAGUCAAGCCUCAAGCAGGCCAACGUCCUAUGGUGCUACAAGAAAGAACUGACUUUCUCCUCACACCGAAGAAAAAGAAUGAAGCAACUGCAGGCCAGGAUAAGAACUGGGCAAGUUGAUAUCAAUGAAGAUGACCCAUUUGAAAUGUUUGUUUCCAUGACUGACAUCAGGUACUGCUUCUACAAGGAGACCCACAAGAUCCUGGGAAACACCUUCAAGAUGUGUGUACUGCAGGAUUUUGAGGCUCUGACCCCGAACAUCUUGUGCCGCACCAUGGAGACUGUGGAAGGUGGUGGAGUCAUUGUCCUACUCCUCCAGACUAUGACGUCGCUACGGCAGCUGUACACACUCAGCAUGGAUGUGCAUGCUCGGUACCGCACAGAGGUCCACCAGUAUGUUGUACCCAGAUUCAAUGAAAGAUUCAUCCUCUCCUUAGCUUCCUGCCCAUCAUGUGUGGUGUUAGAUGACCAGCUGCGUAUUCUACCUGUAUCGUCACACUUGCGAGACUUGCAACCAGUGCCCGCCAAAUCUGCCAACGCCCCGAUGUCGCCUCAAGACCAGGAACUGAAAGAUCUUAAGGAGUCACUCAAGGACAACCCUCCAAUAGGGCUCUUGGUAGACUUGUGCAAGACACUAGACCAGGUCAGAAACUCAAGAAUUGCAAUUGAAACAUCUGUGAGAGAAUCAUGA